Messenger RNA from Strigops habroptila (Kakapo), 4752 nucleotides. RefSeq names its product LIM zinc finger domain containing 1 (gene LIMS1). The record is from RefSeq and is a predicted model, not a curated record. Gene Ontology annotation, cellular component: focal adhesion; cell-cell junction; cytoplasm. The coding region runs from base 2024 to 3145 and encodes 373 amino acids. The transcript is spliced from 11 exons. Gene Ontology annotation, biological process: positive regulation of integrin-mediated signaling pathway; cell-cell adhesion; positive regulation of substrate adhesion-dependent cell spreading. NCBI's taxonomy places the organism in Eukaryota, Metazoa, Chordata, Aves, Psittaciformes, Psittacidae.
GCAAAAUUCAUGUGCAGAUAGACAUGAAUUUUAAUGCUAUGUGCUUCAUCCUAAUGCAGCUUGCAGCAAAGUGGGUGAAGACUGUUCCUUUAAUUUUUUAUAGACUUAUGUCAUGAUUAAUACAGAAGUAUUCAAUAUUUAUUGAAGAGGCUGCUGCUGUAGUGAAUAAAAAUUGGUAGGUAAUAGUUCAAUUUCAUUAGUUUACAAAGCUUUUUCACAGCAAAAAAUCUGCUCUGUCUUCAUUUGUUAGAUCAUUAUUAUUGUUAUGUAAAAUUGAUUGUCUGGACAAAGGUAAAUCAUUGCUUCACUGAUAUUUAAAGCACAGUAAAAACAGUUGGUAAUGUAUAAAAGCUGCUCUGCCACGACCAUCUGUCAUCUGCCAUCCUUAACCUCCACUUGUAACAGCAUUAACUUUUCAUUGAAUCGCUGAUUGACUGAGUGCAGGGAAUUGGCUUUUAAUUAUGUUUAAGCUUAUCCUACUGCAUAUUGAGAAACAAUUUUAAAUACUUGUUUUGAAACUGGAAUGCAGCGUGUUUAGGCAAAUAUCGUGACAGUUCUCCCUUUUAUUUUCUAAGGACCGGAGCUCAGAUGUGUAGCUCUUGUUGACGUUUCAGUGUGUGCAGCAUUCUAAUGUCAUGUAAAUCACUUUGAAUUUCUCCAAUCAUUAUCUAUUUGGAAUGUUUUUCCAAAACAAUUUCUGUUAUUUUUCCAUUGUGUGAUGUUUUGUAUUGUAUGUUGAUGACAUUCCAGAUUGAAGCACAUUGGUGGCGUUAUAUAAAAUUACUGUGCUUGCGUUCAGUCUGGUAAUCCUGACAAAAUUGGUAUCAUGUGAUGUACCCAAUAUGACAUGUUACGCUUUUCUCCAUUACAAGAAUUCAGAAAUGCUCUUACAUGUAUUCUGCUACAAAAUAAACACUUCAAUGAUGAACCAUGAAAUUCAUACUGUAUGGAACUUGUUUCCUAUCCUAGUCAAAACAGUCCUUGCAAAUAGAUAUAUUUCCUGGCUUUUAGUAAAUGCAAAUUAAUUUUAAAACCACACAACAUAGAAGUAAAAACUCUGACUGAAGUUUUUGUUUACAUUUGCCAAGGAAAACAUUAAAGAAAUUGUAAAAAAAUUUUCAAAAAGUGCUAAGCUUUUUUGAAGCCUCCUUUUAGGUUGAAACGAAGACUUUUAUUACUGAAAAAUUACCAACUGAGAUGAGACACAGAGCUUGCAAAUCCCUGCUAGUCACCUUCCUGCCUUACAGGAAACCUUAAGCACUUUCAUUCCUGUUUUACAAUUACACGGGACACUCCAUCACUACAGAAUGUGACGAAUAAAGUGGUUCUGUUUUGAUAGCUGAGAGUAGGAAGAAAAACACAUUGUGGUUUUCUUCUGAUUUUCAGGAUGGGUGGAAAAGAGCAAUUUCUGACAAGCAAAGUGCUAUUGUGUUUCCAAAAGAGUAUUUUAAUGCUGGGUACUGAAGUGACUUUGCCGCACAGUUUGCUGCAUUGAUCUACCUCUAAGAAUUUGCUCGGAUGCUUGAGUAACUGGAUUUUCAUAGUGCUAACGACUUUCUUCUUGUCAUGAAUUGUAUUGGGGGAGAUUUAACAGCUCAUUGCAGCCCUGGGGACUCACAGCAGGCGCUGGGAGGGCUGCUUGCUUUGCACGGCACACGGCAGGGUCGUGGCUGUCGGGGCAGCGUGAGUUUGAAGGAAGCUGUAGGGAAACCGGUGAACUUGUGGCAGACAUCCCUUAGGUGUGAUCGAGUGAUAAAGGAAAUGUGGUGCCCUUCAGGAGGGUGUGUACCUAUGAGAAACAGGAAGCCGAGCAGCGGCUGCCUGCCUGCCUGCAGAGGUUGGUAGCUCCGGCGGGUGCAGGUGUGCCGACACGCCGCAGAGCCUCUUCUCUCCAGGCAUCUUGGCAGGCAGCGCUCUUCAGCAGCAACAUCUGGAAGAGGCGGGGAAGAGGGGGGGAAGAAACCCAACCCAAAGCCAAAAUACCCCCCCCCCUUAAGAAAAACAACCCUCCAGGUAGAGAAAUAUGACGGCCUUGCAGCUGAAGGAGUUGUCACAUUCAGGUCUGUACAGGAGGAGACGGGAUCGCCCUGAUAGCGUGGGACUGCCGGGGUCGCACGAAGAGAAGCUGAGCAACAUGGCCAAUGCACUUGCAAAUGCUAUCUGCGAGCGCUGCCGGGGUGGCUUUGCCCCCGCAGAGAAAAUUGUCAACAGCAACGGGGAGCUAUACCAUGAGCAGUGCUUUGUCUGUGCCCAGUGCUUCCAGCAGUUUCCCGAAGGGCUCUUCUACGAGUUUGAAGGGAGGAAGUACUGUGAACAUGAUUUUCAAAUGCUUUUUGCCCCUUGCUGCCAUCAAUGUGGUGAGUUCAUUAUUGGUCGUGUUAUUAAAGCUAUGAACAACAGCUGGCAUCCAGAGUGCUUCUGCUGUGAUAUCUGCCAACAAGUAUUGGCUGAUAUUGGAUUUGUCAAGAAUGCUGGCAGACAUCUCUGCCGUCCUUGCCAUAACAGGGAAAAAGCCAGAGGCCUGGGAAAGUACAUUUGCCAGAAGUGUCACGCCAUUAUUGACGAACAGCCUCUCAUAUUCAAAAAUGAUCCUUAUCACCCUGAUCAUUUCAACUGUGCAAACUGCGGGAAGGAACUUACUGCUGAUGCUCGUGAGUUGAAGGGAGAAUUAUACUGCUUACCCUGCCAUGACAAAAUGGGCGUUCCCAUCUGUGGGGCGUGUAGGAGACCAAUUGAGGGCCGUGUGGUGAAUGCUAUGGGCAAACAAUGGCAUGUGGAGCAUUUUGUUUGUGCAAAAUGUGAAAAGCCAUUCCUGGGUCAUCGGCAUUACGAGAGAAAAGGCUUGGCGUAUUGUGAAACCCACUACAACCAGCUAUUUGGUGAUGUUUGUUUCCAUUGCAACCGUGUGAUUGAAGGAGAUGUUGUGUCUGCUCUGAAUAAGGCAUGGUGUGUGAACUGUUUCGCUUGUUCUACUUGCAACACUAAGUUAACACUCAAGGAUAAGUUUGUUGAAAUUGAUCUAAAACCUGUCUGCAAACACUGUUAUGAGAAAAUGCCAGAUGAAUUUAAGCGACGACUUGCCAAACGGGAACGUGAAGCAAAGGAUAAAGAGAAGCAGAAAAAGAAAAAGCCAAUCUGUUUGUAAACUUUUUUUCCUUCUCACCACCAUCUCUGCUCCUUUCUUCUUUGGAAUAAAUUUGUUGAGUUUGAUAUGAAGCCUGUCUGUAAAAAGUGUUACGAGAAGUUUCCUCUAGAGCUGAAGAAAAGACUGAAGAAACUAGCUGAAACUUUGGGAAGGAAGUAAAGACUUCAUCUGCUCUCCUCCUCCUUUGUGAAAAUCCUAUAUAUAUUACCUGGGGGGAAUGGGGCUGUUUUUAGGCUGCAGUGGGGCAACAAAUGAUGAUGUAUGCCUUCUAUCGAAUGAAAUUGUCUUAAGAUUCUCUGUUUUUCUACAUGAGAACACGUAUGCUUAUUUGUUGAUAAACAGACUGUACUUCUGAACUAAAUUAAAUACCCACUCACCUGAAAGGUUUCUGACCCUGAUAAUGCAGUUGAACUGAUGCAGGUGGCCCAUUCUGCACAGCCAUCUCUGUGGAAUUUUAUAGAGAGAAUUUGCUUGUGAAUACCUGUGAAAGGGAAUUGUGCAAAUGUGUCCAACUUUAGGGGCAUGUAUUGUCAUUUACAUUGAUGAAAGUAUUAAACUUCAUAUUAAGCAUGCUAACAAAAUGUGCCCAAGUCAAGUGACUUGGGCAAGAAUCCAACAUACUUCUCCUUGUUGGAAAAACCUAUACUUGGAUUUCAGGCCAAGUUGUCUCAUUAAAGAGCCUUGUUUCAGAUGGUUUGAUCAGAUUUCUAAAUACAGUCACUGUACAAAUGACCUACUUCUUAUAGAUUAUGCUUACAUGAUGAAUCUUUGUGCAUCAGGCUUAGCAUGAAAUACCUAUAUAAAAUACGUAUUCCUAUUGCAAGAAAUGAGCAUACUCAGAACUACUUGAAUUUUGCUAUAUUCCACUCAAAAUAACACAUUAACUUUUAUAUAUGCUUUUGCAUUCUAUUUACUUUUUGUGCCUUACUCUGCUGGACCAUACAUAACAGUGUUCUAUUAAAUAUAUAUAUAUAGUUUUAUUUUUUAUUUCAUAUUUUUAUGCAGAAAUAUAUACAAGGUAUUUUCAAAAUAUAACAUACUUUGCCUUAAUUAUACAGGAUGUGAGAAAUAUUUUAUUUCAAAUGUGAACAUCUGAGCUUAAAAUUUAGCUUCUAGACUUCAUUGAUUUUCAGAACAGUACUGAAAGUGUCUAUUUCAGUGAACUGGCAAUAUUACUUUUACACCUAAGAGUGUAAAUAUACAAGGUUUGAUCCUGCUAGGAUCUACUUCUAUAGGCAUCCUCAAGAACUGAGCUCACAAAUCAUCAGAAUUCCUUAUAACAUGCAUUUAAUUGUUUUAUACUAUUGACUUCUGUCCAUGCAAAUCUGUUUUAUUUUUCCCUUUCUUAUAGAAAAUACAGUUACUUAGAACUUCUUGAUGGUACUACAUUAUGAAAUAUGCUUUUUUUUAUUAUUAUUAUUAUUUUUAUAUAUUAGUGACUUUAACAGAUUUUAUGUAAUUACAUCAUAGGAAGUAAUAUUUUCUUUCCUGUUUAUGAAAAAUUAGUUGCUUUAAAAUGCCUGCUUUCCAGUGUCCUCAAUAAAGGCUAUGUUAUUAAACCUUGUAUCACCUCUCUUAAAUGAGUGCUUGAGACGGGUGGGAAAGCA